CUUCAAUUCACGCCAAUGGUGGAACUUAACAGCGGUGGAUCGCAACUUUAUUCUGUUCCCAACCCCCACUCUCUUGUUAUUUGCUUCUUUCUUUCUUUGAACUUUGUCCAGCCUUGUUCGUCGGGUCACUUAACCAUGCCACCCUCAUCUGCAAUGUUCUUCUUCCACGUCAAUCUGUCCUACCCCUUCUCUUCAGGCCCCAUGUUCGAGCCGCAUUCUUUAUAGAUAUCUGAGGUAACAUAUUUGACGAUCAAUGGUGCAUCUGUCAUAACUUAUACUAUGGAUACCCGUCCUGUUAAAUGAGCCGUCCCCCUGAGAUAAGAAACGCCCCAGUGCGAUAAGAUUCAAAAUGACGAAAUUCCGCUCGAGGUUAUAUAAAACCGAUCGAGCUCGGGAUUUUGAGCAUGAACAGGACCGUCAUGUCCGCAUGCGACAAGUUUACGAAACCAUCGAUCGACAGGGUUACCAAUGGAUUGUGGUGUUUGUAGCCGGAGUGGGCUUCUUCCUCGAUGGAUAUACACUAUUUGCAAGUAACAUGGCCUUCCCGAUGCUAUCCUACGUCUACUGGAGGGAUGAUCCGUCUUCCAUGAAACUCACGAAUAUCAACAUUGCCACCUUGGCCGGUACCAUGCUGGGGCAGGUAUUAUUUGGGUAUCUGGCAGACAAGUAUGGGCGCAAGAAGAUGUACGGUCUGGAGUUGAUGCUCCUGAUCACUUCGACCCUCGGUGUGGUCAUGGCCUCAAAUGGCGUACACCAUAGUAUGAGUGUGUAUGCGUGGCUGAUAUGGUGGAGAAUUGUGGUUGGCAUCGGCGUUGGGGCUGAUUACCCAUUGAGUGCGGUCAUCACAUCUGAGUUUGCGCCCACAAAGCAUCGAGCGCGAAUGAUGGCGUCGGUCUUUUUCAUGCAGCCGCUUGGCCAGAUCACCGGAAAUAUCGUGUCAUUGAUUGUAGUCGCCGCCAGCAGAAGUCGAGGAGACGAGGACCUGACCCGCACUGUGGAUAUCAUGUGGAGGUGGGUCAUUGGGAUCGGAGUGGUCCCUGGUGUAAUCGCAACGGUCUUCCGGUUCAUUAUCCCAGAAAGUCCCCGGUUCCUGCUGGAGAUCGAAGACGACCCCGUGCAGGCAGAAUUCGAUGCAACUACCCUCUUUAACGAGCCGAACAACUCUCCCUCCUUAGAAACAGAAAGUUGGCAUAACCUGCCCCUUCCAGCGAUCUCCAUGACGAGUCAAUGCUUCUCUGAUCGAUCACACUCGCAGACAGAAUUUCUCCAGCCCGCCACUCUCAACUCUCACUGGCAUUUGACGAGAAAAGACAUCACACAAUAUUUCUGGACCGAGGGCAAUUGGCGCACCCUCGCUGCCACCUCCCUGUCCUGGCUUUUGCUCGACUUUGGCUUCUACGGCAUCGGCCUCUCGAACCCACAGUUUCUUGCCAAGACAUGGGGUUCCCUCAAGCUCCAUGGUCCAGCACCUGUCUGGCAGACGGAUGAUAGUCCGAAUGCCGAUGUUUUCAAGAUGUUUCUCGAUAGCUCAACGCAUGCCCUUGUCAUCCUCAACAGUGGUAGUUUCCUUGGGGGCUUACUCUUGAUUCUCGUUAUCCACCGUCUUGACCGUGUCGCACUCCAAAAAUAUGGGUUCCUGGCGCUGGCCGCCCUCUUCAUCGCCCUGGGUACUAUGUUCCUGACCGUCCACAAAGAAGGUGCUGUAGCCGUGGCCUUAUACAUCAUCGGCCAGGCUUUCUUCAACUUUGGCCCCAAUGCAACUACCUACAUAAUCCCCGCCGAGAUCUUCCCCACCCGGUACCGUGCCACCUGCCAUGGAAUCAGUGCCGGCGCUGGCAAACUCGGCUCAAUUCUAGUCCAAAUCUUCUCCGCACACUUUAACUUCGGUUCGGGUCUCGGUAACGAGCCCAUCAUCCGCCACGGCUGGGUUCUAAUCGUCUUCAGUGUGUGCAUGAUCCUCGGUGCGGUGAUCACACAUUUCUGGAUCCCGCCUGUGCAGCGACAAGACGGCAAAGGGAAGCUUUGGGGUGGGAAGACGGAGACCCUGGAGACCUUGGCGCUGGGAAGGAUGGGAUGGAAGAGUCGGUAUGCUGUGAAACUGAGAGAAAGAGAAAGGGUUGUAUCACCAACCUUUUCGCCGGGAGGCUUUGGUCUAUAGUAUAUAGUACUGUGAAUAUUUGCAUUGUGCAUAUGGUGCUCAGCUGGGUUAGACACUCACUUAACUUUUCUUGUACAUACAUAUUUAGAUAUACAACGACCAAAUAGGAUGCUUCA
Messenger RNA from Aspergillus caelatus, 2274 nucleotides. RefSeq names its product phosphate transporter. NCBI's taxonomy places the organism in Eukaryota, Fungi, Ascomycota, Eurotiomycetes, Eurotiales, Aspergillaceae. Gene Ontology annotation, biological process: transmembrane transport. Bases 350 to 2158 code for a protein of 602 amino acids. The record is from RefSeq and is a predicted model, not a curated record. The transcript is spliced from 5 exons. Gene Ontology annotation, molecular function: transmembrane transporter activity. Gene Ontology annotation, cellular component: membrane.